CGCGGCGGCGGCGGCGGCGGCGGGGCGGGCGCACGGACCGCGCUGCCGAGGACGGGCACCGGACGGGAUGCCGGCGGCCGGGACGCCCUGAAGCAGCGCCAGCAUGUCCCGCAAGAAGAGCCCCAAGGCCAAGGGCGGCAGCGCCGCGCCCUCCUCCGCCCUGCCCGCCGCCCAGCAACGCGCCGCCGCCGCCGCCGCCGCCUCGUCGGGCGGGCCGGGCAGGGGCUCGGGCGCGGCCCAGGAGGGGGCGGCCAACGGGGUCGCGCUGCCCAGCCGGCCCUCGCUCAGCAGCAGCGGCGAGUUCCACGACGUCGCCUUCAAGGUGAUGCUCGUUGGUGACUCCGGAGUCGGCAAGACCUGUUUGCUGGUGCGCUUCAAGGACGGCGCUUUCUUGGCUGGGAGCUUCAUUUCGACGGUGGGGAUCGAUUUCCGGAAUAAAGUCUUGAAUGUGGAUGGCGUCAAAGUAAAACUGCAGAUUUGGGACACGGCUGGACAGGAGAGGUUCCGCAGUGUCACCCAUGCUUACUACCGGGAUGCCCACGCUUUGCUGCUCCUCUAUGAUGUCACAAACCGAGCAUCCUUUGACAACAUCCAGGCUUGGCUGACAGAAAUCCAUGAAUAUGCAAAGCAAGACGUGGUCCUUAUGUUGCUGGGAAACAAGGUGGAUUCAACCCAGGACCGAGUGGUGAAAAGAGAAGAUGGGGAGAAAUUAGCAAAGGAAUAUGGGGUGCCCUUUAUGGAGACCAGCGCCAAGAGCGGAUUGAAUGUGGACUUAGCGUUCAUGGCCAUCGCCAAGGAGCUGAAACACCGGUCCAUGAAGCUGCCCAACGAGCCCCGGUUCAGACUGCACGACUACGUCCGGAAGGAGGUGAAAGGCACUGGCUGCUGCCACUCAUAGACUCUCUCUCUCUCUCUCUCAGGGGUCCCAUCCAGACCCCCACCCCCCCUUCAAGGAGACUUGCCACAAGCAGUCCACCCUGCCUGCUGCAUCUGUGUCUGCCACUCUCGUUCUCCUCCUUCCUGCUGCACAAGCUCUACAAAUCUCUUCCUUGUGUCUUGUUGUCUUUGUCCAGGUGAAACUUGGAAGGAUAAAUGGGGUGGGGGGACGGGCAGCUUCUUUUCCUUCCCCGGGGGCAGGCAGGUGGUUUUCCAAAAGAGAGCCGGGUUAGAAGCAGCAGCAACGGACAAUCUGAAUUAUGGACAGGGGCUUUUGGCGGUAGGGGAGGGAGGGGGUGGUGUGGUUUCCACAAUCUCAGUGUCAAUGUCCUGCAUGAGUGCCCCCAAAGGGAGUGGGGUCACAGGGGAGCCUCCCCUAAGUCAGAGAUCUUCAAACUUGGCAGCUUUAAGACUUGUGGAGUUGAAGUCCACAAGUCUUAAAGCUGCCAGGUUUGGGGACCCCUGCCCCAAGUCCUUGCCAGGGAAGAGUCCAGUUGCCAUGGGUUGACUUAAUAUAGCGACUGUUUAUGUGGGACUUCAGCUCCACUUUCAUCAUUACUGCCUCAAUGAAUACCCAAACAUGGGGAUUUCCACUCUUUUAUUUAUUUUUUAAUAGAUCGAACUUAAAUGUUUGGUGUGUCCUAUUGCUGAUAAGUUUUUCGAACACAUUUUUUUCAAAACACCCAAACUCGGAUGACUAUUCUUUUGGCUGUCGUUUGCUAGCCAUCCUGCCUGCAGGGGCAGAAUAAAAUGUUCCCUCUGCUCUAGCUUUGGUUGUUGUGCUGCAGCUCUGGCAAUUUUUCCUGCGCAGUAGGGUGUGCCUUUUUUUGUGUAAAAGCGUAACACAAAGGGAGCAAUCUUACAUGAUCUGAAUAAGUUGGGUCCUUAAUGCCUUUCCAGUGGUUGAUCCCAAGUACGGUUGAUCUCCUUCCAGGAAAUUCUAUCCCCAUUGAAAAAAAAAUGUGGUUCUUUUUAUCAAUAUGGCCCUCUGCUCGGACAUUUGCACCCAUCCAAAGAAGGGGAGAGUGAUCCGGAGCCCCAAUGGGAAGUGGGAAAAACGUCUCUCCAGAUCAAGACUGGCAAAGUAGUCCAGCAGGCUUAAUUCUUGGGUCAGGCUGUUGGGACAAAGACAUAGCAGGUAGGAGCUGUGGUGGCGCGGUGGUUAGAAUGGAGCAUUGCUGGCUUACUCUGCCCACCAGCAGUUCGAUCCUGACCAAACUCAAGGUUGACUUCCAUCCUUCCAAAGUCAGUAAAAUCAGGACCCAGAUCGUUGGGGGCAAUAUAUUGACUCUGUAAGCUGCUUAGAAGAAGGCUGUAAAGCACUAUGGAGUGAUAUAUAAGUCUAAAUGCUAUUGCUCUCUCUCCAUCUAUCUCCUCCUCUCGCUGUGAUGGUUCAAUAGUUAGAAUGCAGUAUUGCAGGCUGGCUACUCACCGCCAGUUCGAUUCUGACUGACUCAAGGUUGGCUCAGCCUUCCAUCCUUCAGAGUUUGGCAAGAUGAGGACCCAGAUUGUUGGGGGAAAUAUGCUGACUCUGUAAACCACCUAAGAGUGCUGCAAAGCACAAUGAAGCAGUAAUGUAAGACUAAGCGCUAUUGCCAAGUCUUCCAGAAGGCAGGAAGUGUGUAGAACCUCCUGGGAUUGUGAUGACCACUCUACUCCUCCAAGUAUGCUUCAACAUUUUUACUUGGACCUGUGACUUGCUAGCAGAGGGCUCCUUGUUUGCACCAGCCUUCUCCAACCUGUGGCCCUCCAAGUGCGUAGGACUAACUCCUACCAUCCCACUAGCGCAGCCACGGUGGAAGUCCCACACACCUGGGAAGCUCCUACUGGUGUAGAGUUCCUUCAGGGAAGCUUCUGGCUCAAUUGUGCAAUUCAGGCAAGUCAGCAGCCCAACCUUAGCAGAAGGGGACAAGCAUAUCUUAUCAGCCUGUUUAUUUCAGGGUAUUGGGCAAUGUGGAUUAGGUGCUUUGUGAUACAUGUGCUAAAUUGCCAUUGGACUUUCCUUGUUAAAUGUCGUUUUUCCUUGUGCCCAGUAGAUGUUUUAAGUUCAAGAGUCCUUUACGCAAGACCCUAAAUUGGAUUAUUGUCACCAUUCUCCAAGGAAGAAAUCUAUCAAAAGGCAGCUUGCAUGUCGCAUGUCUGCAGUUCUUAGUGGCUUGUACAUUCACAAGCCGGGAGGAAACCGCGUGCAAUGCAGAACUGCAUUGCCUUAACUUCAAAGGCCCUGCAUUUGCGGCUUGGCUUUGGCAACCCGUCUGGCAAGCGAAUGGGCUGCCUUGGCCUGUUUCCUACCUGGCUUUGGUGCCAUGUAGCUGGAGGGGCGUCUUGAAAGUGUUAUUUAUGUACCAACUGUUGGCUCGUUUAUAGCUUUUUGGGGUUUCUCAUAAUAAACAAUUUUUUAACAAUGCUUGCUUCAAGGUCUAAAAGCAGGCCUCCUUCCUUAAAAAGGUCUUUCUUUCUUUGCCAGUACUGCCGCAUCCGUUCCGGUGAAAAUAAUGAUUCUGCCCGAUUUCCGAUCCCAAAGGCUCUUUCUACUAGGAACUUUAGCCUAAAGGUUGAUUUUACACUUAGUUUGGCUGAAAAAGUUGUCCACCGGGACAUCAGACUGAA
This is a messenger RNA of Ahaetulla prasina, 3546 nucleotides long. It is a transcript of the gene RAB26, whose product is annotated as RAB26, member RAS oncogene family. Gene Ontology annotation, molecular function: GTPase activity; GTP binding. Gene Ontology annotation, cellular component: endosome; Golgi apparatus. The record is from RefSeq and is a predicted model, not a curated record. Lineage: Eukaryota; Metazoa; Chordata; Lepidosauria; Squamata; Colubridae. The transcript has 9 exons. The coding region runs from base 104 to 898 and encodes 264 amino acids.